AAAGUUUAGCAACAAAAACGAGAGUUUCUAUUGGACGUAUUCUGAUAGAUCCCUCCCCGUUUGCUUUUGUUUAAGAAACGUUUUGCAACAGAAUUGGCGCAAUGAAUAUGCUCCAGUACAGUAAGUUUAGAAACUUUGUGAUGCCCCUGUGAAAACAGAUUUGUUUGCCGCUGUUGUUCUGUUCUGUCACCUUGAGCCAACUCUCACAAGCGGCCACCACAAAAGUUUUCGAUCGAGCGGGACAGAUUGAAGGAAACAGGCCUAUCUCUAGGUGGCUAUGGGUUCUAUGUUCCGCAGUGAGGAGGUGUGCCUGGUGCAGAUCUUCCUCCAGUCUGGUUCGGCCUACAACUGUGUCAGUGAACUGGGAGAACUGGGCCUGGUCGAGUUCAGAGAUUUGAACCCCAACGUCAACUCCUUCCAGAGGAAGUUUGUGGGGGAGGUGAGACGAUGUGAGGAACUGGAGAAAACCUUCUCGUUCCUGGAGCAGGAGAUCAAUCGGUCUCUGUGGCCCCCCCUCAAUGGCCCCCUCCCUCCCCCCUGCCCGACCCCCUCGGCCCCCCAGCCCAGAGAGCUGAUCACCAUCGAGGAGGAGAGUGAGAGGCUGGCCAGGGAGCUCAAAGAGGUGUCCAGGAACAGAGACAGUCUCAGAGCCCAGAUGACCGAGCUCAGCCAAUACAAAGGGGUUCUCACGAAGACCCACUCCCUCACCGCCUCACAGGGUCCGCCUCCUCCACUGGAAACAGUAGGCAUUUUGGAGCCUAACCGACAGGAUGUCCACCUCAGUUUUGUGGCCGGUGUGGUCCACCCCUGGAAAGUCCCUUCGUUCGAGCGGUUGCUAUGGCGAGCGUGCCGUGGUUACAUCAUCGUGGACUUCAGAGAGAUGGAGGAGCAACUAGAGCAUCCUGACACGGGGGAGAUGCAGUGGACAGUCUUCCUCAUAUCCUACUGGGGAGAUCAGAUCGGACAGAAGGUCAAGAAGAUCUGUGAUUGCUUCCACACACAUACGUUUGCGUACCCCGACAGCCCCACGGAGAGAGAGGAGAUUCUCCAGGGACUGCAGGGCAGAAUUGAAGACAUCAAAUCUGUCCUCUCCCAGACAGAGCACUACCUCCAGCAGCUGUUGGUGCGUGCUGUAGCAGUGCUGCCCCAGUGGAAGGUGCGGGUCCAGAAGUGUAAGGCUGUCCAGGCCGUGAUGAACCUCUGCAGCCCCUCCGUCACCGACAAGUGUCUGAUCGCUGAGGCCUGGUGUCCCGUCAGCAAGCUGCCUGAACUACAGAGUGCCCUGAGAGAGGGAGGGAGGAAGAGUGGCAGCGGGGUGGACUCGUUCUACAACCGCCUCCCCUGCUCCACCCCUCCUCCUACCCUGUUCCCUACCAACUCCUUCACGGCCGGCUUCCAGAGCAUCGUAGAGGCCUAUGGAGUGGCCAGUUACCGCGAGGUCAACCCAGCCGUGUACACCAUCAUCACGUUCCCCUUCCUGUUUGCGGUGAUGUUUGGGGACGUGGGUCACGGCCUGCUGAUGUUCCUGGCUGCCCUCUGGAUGGUCCUGGAGGAGAAGGACCCCAAACUCAGGAACAACACCAAUGAGAUAUGGAGGAUGAUGUUUGGAGGGCGCUAUCUGAUCCUGUUGAUGGGACUGUUCUCUAUCUACACUGGGGCCAUCUACAAUGAGUGUUUCAGCAGAGGACUCAGCCCCUUCAGCUCCGGCUGGCACGUACGAGCCAUGUUCGAGGAAGGAGUGUGGAAAUCAACAACUCUUAAAGAGAACAACUUCCUGUCCCUGGACCCUAACAUCACUGGUGUUUUUACCGGACCCUAUCCUUUUGGCAUCGACCCGAUCUGGGGUCUGUCCAACAACCACCUGACAUUCCUCAACUCCUACAAGAUGAAGAUGUCCGUCAUCAUCGGGGUCAUCCACAUGACCUUCGGAGUCUGUCUGUCCUUCUUCAACUACAAACACUUUAACCAGUUGAGCAGUGUAUUCCUGGUACUGAUCCCAGAGCUGUUCUUCAUGCUGUUUCUGUUUGGUUACCUGGUCUUCAUGGUCAUCUUCAAGUGGCUGGCCUUUGACACGGCCCACUCUAACUCCGCCCCCAGCAUCCUCAUCCACUUCAUAGACAUGUUCCUAUUCACCGAGAACAAGGAAAACCCGCCCCUCUACAAAGGACAGGUGGUGGUGCAGGAGGUCCUGGUGGUGCUGGCGCUGUGUUCAGUUCCAGUCCUACUGCUGGGGAAACCCAUCCAUCAAUACAUCACAUACAAGAUGAACCACCGGCACAUGGCAAGCGAGAGACGCCCCCUAUUAGCUGAGAACAAUUCCAUCAACGCUCAUCAGGGAGAGGUGGAGACAGGAAGUCACAGAGGGGAGGUGGAGUUUGAUGCUGCUGAUGUCUUCAUGCACCAGGCCAUCCACACCAUAGAGUACUGUCUAGGCUGCAUCUCCAACACAGCCUCUUACUUACGACUGUGGGCCCUCAGCCUCGCACACGCACAGCUGUCAGAGGUGCUCUGGGUGAUGGUGAUGCGUAUCGCCCUAACCGGGCAAGGCUACGUGGGAUCUGUGGUCCUGUUUGUAGUCUUUUCCUUCUUCGCCGUGCUGACAGUCGCCAUCCUCCUGGUCAUGGAGGGCCUGUCUGCCUUCCUGCAUGCCCUGCGUCUGCACUGGGUGGAGUUCCAGAAUAAGUUCUACAGUGGAACAGGCUACAAGCUGAACCCUUUCUCCUUCUCAUCCCUGAUCCACACCUCGUCCGCUAUGUGAUCAUUUAAACGAUCAAUGAAUUAUGAUUGCCAAAUGAUUAUGUUAAUUAAUCAAUCAGUCGCUUGCUCUACACCUAUCGCUCCCCUACACAUUUGAGAAUGAUUGCUCUCUUUUUUGAAAGCUUGGUGUUUUGUAAAACUUGUUCAAUGUCCAAGAAUGCAUUGAGGCCUUUGCACUGGGAGAUUGAUGGUUUAUGUGCCUGUUUCAGCAUGCAUGUUGUGUGAUCGAAAUCAGAAUAUCUAUGUUGUUCCUUCUAUGGACUGACCAUGUGUUACUUCCAACUUCCAGUAAUGUACGUUUAGAUAAUACAUUUUUGGUAUAAUUAACAUUCUCUUAGUUUAUCAUUCUAAGCAUGAUUUGAAAAUGGUUGCAAUAUCUUCAUAGUGUUGUGUGGUUGAAUAACUCAGGAAAUGGUUGCUAUUGACUUUCACACAUGAUAGUGAUCUCAAAGUCGGUAAAGGAAAGGGACACACCAGUUGUCUGAACACAUCUGGUCUGAAAGAGAGCCAAUGUAGACAUGAUAGCUGUGCUGCUUUUGCUAUUGGUAAUGUGAGCGACCUUUUAUGGUACUCAACACCUCCAGUUUCUUAUGUCAUAUUUGGACACGGUUAAUGAUUAUGGAAAGGGUAACUUGUCAGCUCACGUAUGUCAUUCACAUUCUGUCUGAUAUGAGCAGAGAACCAUCUGAAUGAAGAUCAAUGUUUUGCCAAAUAUAUAAACUUCAGGAAAUGAUUUGUGUGCCUUUUGAGCCCAUCUAGUUUUCAUGUUUGGAAUCUGAGACCUUAUAGCUGUUCAUUAAAGUCACUGAGACUGAUCAUAGAACACAUUCAAGCCUUAUAGAACACUGUUAGUCUGCCACAUUCUUUGUAUCCUGGUUCACUUCAUGCUGUCUGUUUGUUUUUACUAUCAGUGUGAUAAACUCUAUGGCUGAAAUUAAAUGAAAGACAGUUUUUUUCUGACA
This is a messenger RNA of Coregonus clupeaformis (lake whitefish), 3719 nucleotides long. RefSeq names its product V-type proton ATPase 116 kDa subunit a3-like. Gene Ontology annotation, molecular function: ATPase binding; proton-transporting ATPase activity, rotational mechanism. The transcript has 20 exons. The record is from RefSeq and is a predicted model, not a curated record. Gene Ontology annotation, biological process: vacuolar acidification; proton transmembrane transport. The coding region runs from base 278 to 2758 and encodes 826 amino acids. Gene Ontology annotation, cellular component: vacuolar proton-transporting V-type ATPase complex; vacuolar proton-transporting V-type ATPase, V0 domain; plasma membrane. NCBI's taxonomy places the organism in Eukaryota, Metazoa, Chordata, Actinopteri, Salmoniformes, Salmonidae.